Lachancea dasiensis is the source of this 3840-nucleotide messenger RNA. NCBI's taxonomy places the organism in Eukaryota, Fungi, Ascomycota, Saccharomycetes, Saccharomycetales, Saccharomycetaceae. The record is from the annotation of a GenBank genome assembly.
AUGCCUAAGAUUAGAAUCGCAAUUGAUAGAGGCGGGACCUUCACAGAUUGUAUCGGGAAUCCUGGAACUGGUAACCCAGAAGACGAUGUGGUAAUUAAGCUGCUAUCUGUCGACUCAAAGAACUAUAAGGAUGCCCCGUUGGAAGGAAUCAGAAGGCUGCUUGAGAUUUUUCAAAGUAAGAGCAUCCCCAGGGGAGUUCCCCUAGAUCUCACCGAAGUCGAGAGUCUUAGAAUGGGCACUACACUUGCUACUAAUUGCGCUCUCGAGAGAAACGGAGAACGCUGUGUGUUUGUCACAACCAAAGGGUUCAAAGACUGCCUUUUGAUUGGCGAUCAAACCAGGCCCAAAAUUUUUGACUUAGCUAUCAAUCGUCCGGAUCCACUUUAUGAUCAUGUCAUAGAGGUUGACGAAAGAGUGACGCUUGAGGAUUUCGCAGAAGAUCCACGUAAUAUCAUCUCUAAAGCUAACGCCGAGGAAGGCGUCUGCGUAGGCAAAAGCGGCGAAAUAGUUCGAGUUUUGAAGAAACCAGAUCUAUCCGCGCUAAAAGAAUCAUUACAAGAGGCGUACAAUCAAGGGAUUCGCUCUCUUGGAAUUGCACUACUUCAUUCAUAUACUUUCCCAGAUCAUGAGGAGGUGGUGGCUGCAAUCGCUCAUAAUAUUGGAUUCACACACGUCUCUCUUUCAUCAGAAGUAUCCCCUAUGAUAAAGUAUUUACCAAGAGCUAACAGCGCUGUGGCCGAUGCAUAUCUGACACCUGUCAUCAAGAAAUAUUUAGAUGGAUUGCAGGCUGGUCUUGUCAAUUUUGAAAAUACGAGCAUCCAAUUCAUGCAGUCUGAUGGAGGUCUGGUGGAUGGAAGCAAAUUUUCAGGCUUGAAAUCAAUUCUUUCGGGCCCUGCUGGUGGUGUGGUGGGCUAUUCUACUACUUGCUAUGAUUCAAAUACACAAGUACCGCUCAUUGGCUUUGACAUGGGGGGAACUUCAACUGACGUUAGCAGAUUUGGAAACGGAAAGUUAGAUCACGUAUUCGAAACCACAACGGCCGGCAUUGUAAUACAAAGUCCACAACUGGACAUUCAUACUGUCGCUGCAGGCGGUAGCUCUAUGCUCUUUUGGGAAAAUGGUCUUUUUAGGGUUGGUCCUGAUUCUGCUGCGGCAGAACCUGGCCCUGCAGCAUAUCGCAAGGGAGGUCCUCUGACCAUAACAGAUGCAAAUCUGCAACUUGGGCGUUUGGUACCUGAACUUUUUCCAAAGAUAUUUGGACCUAACGAAAAUGAAAGUUUAGACUUGGAAGCUACUAAUCAGAAGUUUGAGGGCCUCACAAAGACGAUUAAUGCAGACCUAGAAACCAACCUUACUGUUGACGAAGUAGCCCAUGGAUUUUUGAAAGUCGCCAAUGAGUCUAUGGCCCGGCCAAUAAGGGCGCUAACAGAAGCUAGAGGACAUGUCACCUCCGACCACCAGCUAGUGACUUUUGGAGGUGCAGGUGGUCAACAUGCAGUUGCCGUUGCAGAAUCAUUAGGAAUUGACACUGUCAUAGCCCAUCGUUACUCUUCAAUAUUGUCAGCUUAUGGUAUGUUCCUCGCCGACGUAGUGGAAGAAAAGCAAGAGCCCUGCUCAUUCGAUCUUGCCGGACCAGCCACGCGCGGUCAACUUGAAGAGAGGUUUGAUUCUCUGGUGGGCACAGUUUCCCGAAGCUUGCAUAAACAAGGCUUUGCUGAAAAUGACCUCGUGUAUGAGAAAUACUUGAACUUGCGAUAUGAUGGUACUGAAUCCACUCUAAUGAUAAUGCAGAGGAAUUCAGAUUGGAACUUUGCAGAGGAUUUCACUGCGUCUCAUAAAAGGGAAUUUGGUUUUAUCUUUACCGACAGACCUGUUAUUGUUGAUGACAUUCGAAUCAGAGCGGUUGCCAAAUCACCAGUACGCUCUACUAAAUCAAUUGCCAAUGAAAUCUCAAGUCUUAAGACCAGAAAAAUCAACACGGCAGAAGCUGCAUCCUUUUAUAAGGACGUGUUUUUUGAUGAUAAGCGCCUGCGCAUACCAAUAUUUAGAAUCGAUGACAUGCCCACAGGAAGUUUGAUCGAUGGGCCUUGCAUUUUGGCGGAUGGAACUCAAACUAAUGUUAUUCCAUGCAAUGCAUCCGCAACCAUUCUCAGCUCACAUAUUGUGAUCAAGGUCAAUUCCAAAAGCAAAGAGAAUCCAGAGUUGGCUCAGAAUAAAAUCGAUCCUGUUCUGUUGUCCAUAUUUGGCCAUAGGUUCAUGGACAUUGCUGAGCAGAUGGGUACCCAAUUGAGGAAAACGGCAGUCUCUACCAACGUGAAGGAGAGACUAGAUUUCUCCUGUGCAUUAUUCGAUCCUGACGGAAAUUUGGUUGCCAAUGCUCCUCACGUACCCGUUCAUCUUGGUUCGAUGUCUACGUGCAUUUCUGCUCAAGCGAAACUUUGGAAAGGAAAAUUGAAAGCUGGCGACGUAUUGGUGACCAAUCACCCAGAAAUGGGAGGAACUCAUUUGCCUGACAUUACUGUCAUAACACCGGCUUUUUCAAGUUCCGGCGACGAGAUUAUUUUUUAUGUCGCCUCCAGAGCUCACCACGCUGACAUUGGCGGGAUUUUACCAGGCUCUGUUCCUCCUAAUUCGAAGGAACUUUAUGAAGAAGGUGCUGCUAUUUAUUCGGAGUUACUUGUGAAAGAGGGCCGUUUUGAUGAGGAGCUCAUGGUUAAAGUGCUUGUGGAAGAUCCUGCUAAGUAUCCAGGUUGCUCUGGUUCAAGAAAAAUCAGCGAUAACAUAAGUGAUUUGAAGGCGCAAAUUGCUGCUAAUACCAAAGGGAUUCAUUUAAUCGCCAAAUUGAUGGAUGAUUUUGGGAUAGACGUUAUUGUCAAAUACAUGCUUGCUAUUCAGGAGAAUGCCGCUACGACCGUCAAACAAGCUUUAAAGAACCUCACUGAGCAUUUUGGCGCUACAGAAUUCACUGGACAAGACUACAUGGAUGACGGAACCUUAAUAAAGUUGAAGGUUACCUUGGACAUCGAAAGGGGACAAUACGUUUUCGACUUUGAAGGAACUUCGCCUCAGGUUUAUGGUAAUCUCAAUGCACCUGAAGCUAUCACCAACUCUGCCAUCUUGUAUUGUCUGCGUUGUUUGGUAAAUGAAGAUAUUCCUUUGAAUCAGGGUUGUCUCAAACCAAUCACGGUUAAAAUACCCCAGGGCUCUAUCCUAAGUCCGACAAAUGGCGUAGCAGUUGUCGGAGGAAACGUUCUAACUUCGCAGCGAGUUACCGAUGUGAUUUUGAAAACAUUCAGCAUUAUGGCAGAUUCUCAAGGCGAUUGCAACAACUUCACGUUUGGAACUGGUGGAAAGGAUGCCAACGGUGAAAUCUCGAAGGGUUUUGGAUAUUACGAAACCAUUUGCGGUGGUCAUGGGGCUGGUGGAGAAUCCUGGAGGGGCCCAGGUUGGAAUGGGACAAAUGCAGUCCAUACGAACAUGACCAAUACCAGAAUGACAGAUGUAGAAAUUUUCGAAAGACGCUAUCCAGUAGUAUUGCGUGAAUUCUCUGUGAGACAGAAAUCCGGCGGCAAGGGCAAGUUCUUUGGGGGAAACGGCGUCAUAAGAGAUAUAAUAUUUCGUCAACCGGUCCAGGCAUCUAUUUUAUCUGAAAGGCGUGUCGUAGCACCGCAUGGCAUUAGUGGCGGAGAGGAUGGUGAGAGAGGUUUAAACCUGUGGAUCCGCAAGACAUCUGGCUCAGUUAUAAAUAUUGGUGGUAAAAAUACGAUAAGCGUCCAACCAGGGGAUCGUGUAGUGAUACACACUCCAGGCGGAGGGGGUUAUGGAAAGCUUCUGGAAUAA